AUGGGCAUUGGCGGACUACUGCCGCUACUGAAGUCGAUACAAGUCCAACAACAUCUGUCAGACUUCGGUGGCAAGACCAUCGCAGUCGACGCUUAUGUCUGGCUUCACCGCGGAGUCUUCACAUGCGCCACCGAACUUGCGACCGGCAAGCCGACCAGCAAAUACGUGGAGAACUUCAUGCAGAGGGUCCGGCUCCUCCGUCACCACGGGAUCUCACCCUACAUCGUCUUUGAUGGAGGACCAUUACCUGCCAAGCGUGGCACUGAAGUAGAACGUCGAGCGCGUCGAACAGACCACAAGGCCAAGGGCGACGCCCUUGCACGUCAGGGCCGGCAGAAGGAGGCACGAGAGUAUUAUUGCAAGAGCGUAGACGUGACACCACAAAUGGCGUAUCAGGUCAUCAAGGCAUUGCGUGCGGAGAAUGUCGACUAUGUGGUUGCUCCCUACGAGGCCGACGCGCAAAUGGCGUUCCUCGAACGCGAGGGCAUCGUACAAGGCAUCAUAUCCGAAGACAGCGACUUGCUCGUCUUCGGUUGCCAGCGAGUACUCUACAAGCUCGACUCUACUUCGGCCACCUUCACAUCCAUAUCGGCCUCUGACUUUGGCGCCGUUUCUGCUAUACGCGGCUGGACCGCCGCGCAAUUCCGCGCAAUGGCUGUGCUCGCCGGUGGAGACUACCUCCCUAGCGUGCAGGGUGUCGGUAUCAAGACUGCCAACACACUCGUGCGAAAGCACAGAGGGCUCGACGGAGCCGUGCGGGCUUUGAAGAUGGACGCGAAGUACAAUGUUCCGCGAGGCUACCUCGAGCAGGCUCGACGUGCAGAGCGUGUAUACGUCCACCAACGCGUCUUUGACCCAGCGCAGGGUCGCGUCGUACAUCUAUCACCUAUACCGGAGGGCAUCGAAUGGACGGACGCCGACGAGGCGCUUGUUGGCGAGGAUAUUGAUCCGGAGCUUGCUUGUGCCAUCGCUCGUGGUGAUGCCUGUCCGGUGUCAAGAGAGCCGAUGGUCGAUAUCAAUCCGACCUAUACGCCACGGCGUGUUCGUCCCUUGCCUCUCGAAGUUCACAAUGCGGACACCGCUCGUGCUGACAAGGGCAAAGGCAAGGCAACCAUGCUUGACUUUCUGGUCGCCGCAGCACCGAAGACUAGAACGCCUCUCUCGCCGCGUAAACCCAGAGCUUCGGUGCCUGAGAUAGCUCAUGUCAAUCGCAAGGUUGUCGCCGGACGUGCGAGCGGCAAGCGUACACUUGCGGAAGCACACGAACUCGAUGCGGCAGCAAAGCGCGCGAAACACCAUCAUGGGCAUGGGCAACCUUCAAGUGCACCGUCCUCACCUUCGCGCAGUGAGCGCAAUCAGAACAUACCACCGCCAAAGCCCGCCCCGGUCUUACGCGAAAGCCGAUUCUUCAGCGGGGGAGCUGCAGGUGUGGGACCGUCACGUAGGCACUCCGCGCCAAUACCACAACCCCUGGAACCCGAGCCAGAAGAGGUCGAUGAGCAGUCGGAGGAAGAAGUCAUGGAUAGCGAUCAUGCUGCUGUGGAUGCAGAUGAUGUGGCUGAUGACAUGUUGGAAGACGAGGAGGAGCCGGUUACACAGGAGGAUGGAUAUCUUUCACCUGGGCCAUCCAUCGCACGCUGCGCUACGCCGGAGCUGUCAUCACCUGUGCGACCGGGUUCAUCACGCCGACGACGCGAGAGCGAUGCAGACGAGGACAUUCUUUCCAGCCCUGAACGACCUGUGCCGUCCCAGUCCCAGAAGCGUUUGAGGAGUGUGUCCCCGCUUGCGGGUCGUGGUAGUGCAGCACCGCUCGUGCUCGCUCCCGAUACUCCCACACGCAGGCAGGCAAUGGAUGACGUUGAUGACGAGGACGACAACGACACAUUCGAGGAAGAGGAAGAGGAGAGGUUUCGCGGACCUGUACUGUUUGGCGACAGUGAUGCGGAAGAGAUUGAAACUCAGCGACCAGAGCUACAGCUUUCCUUCGGAAGUGCUGGCUCCUUCACUCCCUCGCCUCCCGUUCGAGGUGUCAGGCAGGAGGCCAGCCGAGAGGUCAUCGACGUGGACUUGCUUGACUUGGAAGAAUUGGACGACGUCGACGAUGAAGAGAAUGCGAAGGCACGGCAUCUGGCUGUCGCGACUGGGUGGUGGGCGAAGUUCUCUGCCGCGGGGCCUGUUGAGCGCGGGGAAGGUAUCAAGGUUGGGAAACCGACGCCACACCGACUUCGGCGCAACGAGACUACCGUAACCCCUACUGCGCUGCGAUCCGCCAACCUUCGGCCACAGAGUGCGCCAAGUAAAGCCCGCGCUCGGACACGUACACCCGCUACCACGCGUACAAGUCUAGUUCUGUCAGAGACUCGCGUACGCCCGGAGGCUGCACCGCGGCUACCCGCUGCGUUCAGCAAACUCCGCUACGAUGGUACAUGA
This is a messenger RNA of Peniophora sp. CBMAI 1063, 2430 nucleotides long. The record is from the annotation of a GenBank genome assembly. Lineage: Eukaryota; Fungi; Basidiomycota; Agaricomycetes; Russulales; Peniophoraceae.